ACACCCAAUCAUCCACUUCCCGCCGAGACUCACUCUCUCUGUAUCCCCAUGGAUGUUCAUGCUCUUCCUCUCUUCUCUCUCCUCCUUUUCCUCUCACUCUCACUCUCUCUCUCCACAUACUCUCUCUCCACCACCACCGACACCGCCGCCCUCCUCCUCUUCCAAUCCCAAACCGACACCCACGGCAACCUCCUCUCCAACUGGACCCUCCCCAACACCGCCGCUUCCACCGCCUGCUCCGCCGCAUGGCGCGGAGUACGGUGCACCAACGGCCGGGUAACCGCCCUCUCUCUCCCCUCCCUCGACCUCCGCGGCCCCAUUUCUUCACUCUCCUCCCUCGAUCAGCUCCGCCUCCUCGACCUCCACAACAACCGCCUCAACGGCACACUCGACCCCAUCGCCAAUUGCACCAACCUCAAACUCGUCUACCUCUCCGGCAACGACUUUUCCGAAGCAAUUCCAUCGACAUUCUCUUCUCUCACUCGUCUUCUCCGAUUAGACCUCUCCAACAACAACCUCAAAGGCCCAAUUCCAGACUCUUUCUCUAACCUCACUCGCCUCCUCACUCUCCGCCUCCAAAACAACGAACUCUCCGGCCAAAUCCCCAAAUCUCUCGCCUCACUUCCCUCACUAAUAGAAUUCAACUUGUCCAACAACGACCUCUCCGGAAAUUUACCGAAAAAUCUCAGAACCAAAUUCGGCGAUCGGAGCUUCUCCGGCAACCAAGGGCUUUGCGGAACGAGUCCUUUUCCAUCUUGUUCCUUGUUCCCAUCGGCUCAAAUCGUACCAUCAAAACCGUCCUCAUUUCCUUCCACCUCCAUAAUCGACGAAACCGAGCAUAAACCUCGAAGAGGGCUUAGUCCUGGAGCCAUAGUAGGAAUCGUGAUUGCCAAUUCAGUUCUGCUACUCGUGAUCACGUCGUUCGUUGUAGCUUUUUAUUGCGGCACACAAUCUAGAGAUUCGAAUUCGAGAUCUGGAAGCGAAGAAACGAAGAGAUCGAAGACAUCAAUUGAGAAGAAGAUUUACGCGAACGAUUAUGAAGAAGAAGAAGAGAGCGGCGGUGAUCGGAGGAGCAAGCUGGUGUUCUUCGACAACAAGAAGAUGUUCGAGCUCGAAGAUUUGUUGAGGGCGUCGGCGGAGAUGCUGGGGAAGGGGAGCUUGGGGACGGUGUACAGGGCGGGGCUCGACGGCGGGUAUACGGUGGCCGUGAAGAGGUUGAAGGAUGCGAAUCCAUGUGAGAGGAGAGAGUUUGAGGAGUACAUGGAUUUGAUUGGGAAGCUUAAGCAUCAGAAUAUUGUGAGACUAAGAGCUUACUAUUAUGCCAAAGAAGAGAAGCUUCUUGUGUAUGAUUAUCUUCCCAAUGGAAGCUUGCAUUCUCUUCUUCAUGGGAACCGGGGACCAGGGAGAAUUCCACUGGACUGGACCACAAGGAUCAGCUUGGUCCUCGGAGCAGCUCGAGGACUCGCAAGGAUUCACGAAGAGUACUCUGCAACAAAAAUACCACACGGGAACAUAAAAUCCUCCAACAUAUUGCUAGACAAAAAUGGCAUUGCUUGCAUUGCUGAUUUCGGGUUAGCCUUGCUUUUGAACCCAGUUCAUGCCACUGCAAGGCUGGGUGGUUACAAAGCACCCGAGCAAGUCGAACUCAAGAGACUCUCUCAAAAGGCAGAUGUCUACAGUUUCGGUGUCUUGCUUUUGGAAGUGCUCACCGGGAGAGCUCCAUCGCGACACCUAUCACCAACACGUCCUCGGGGAGGGCAGGAGGAGGAGGUGGCAGUGGAUUUGGCGAAGUGGGUCCGGUCGGUGGUGAGGAAUGAGUGGACUUCAGAGGUGUUUGAUCAUGAACUUUUGAGGUAUAAGAACAUUGAGGAGGAACUUGUAACAAUGCUACAGGUUGCUUUGGCUUGUGUAGUGGAACAGUCAGAAAAGAGGCCUACAAUGGGUCAAGUGGCUAAGAUGAUUGAGGAGAUAAGGGUGGAGCAGUCUCCGUUGGGGGAUGACUACGACGAAUCGCGCAGUUCGCUCUCGCCUUCGCUUGCCACCACCGCCGAGGAGGUGUUGGCCGGUUUCUGAUGAUCUUUCGUGGACCGGUACUUACUUGCCAGUGUUUCUUGAUGGUUCUUUUCUACCUUCUUUUUUACCUUUUGCACCUUCUUAUUGCAAAUUAUUGUUGUCGUUGGAUGCUCUAUAUUGUGAGGAGCUAUGGACUUUUCUUUUUUAUUUUCCUCGACCUUGUAUUGUUUGUAUGCUUCAUGUUAAUAAAUUUAUGGUAUGUAAUGUAAUUUUGAAAUUUGGGUUGAUUAUUAGUUUUUUUUUUA
This is a messenger RNA of Camellia sinensis, 2318 nucleotides long. Its product is annotated as leucine-rich repeat receptor-like protein kinase PXC1. Gene Ontology annotation, molecular function: protein kinase activity; protein binding; ATP binding. Gene Ontology annotation, biological process: protein phosphorylation. NCBI's taxonomy places the organism in Eukaryota, Viridiplantae, Streptophyta, Magnoliopsida, Ericales, Theaceae. The record is from RefSeq and is a predicted model, not a curated record.